AAUCAGGGCAGAGGCCAGGGACUCCUGGAAGAAAGACAGGUGAAGGCUGGAGCAACUAGGGCAAGGAAGGCAUGGAAUGCAUGAAGUUCUCGAACCAGGAGGGGUUGGGCUUCAGUGAAGGAGGGUCCCAGAAAAGGUGCAAAAAGGGACAAGAGGGACAGUGGAGGGGAUGAUAGGGGGCUGGAUCUGGGGGUGCUUCCCUCCUGCCCUCUUUCUAGUGGUGACAGGAGCCACCAACGCCAUCAGCAAGGCUUAUGCACAUGAGCUCGCCGGGAGAGGUCUGAACAUCGUCCUCAUCAGUCGAGACCUGAGCAAGUUGGAGCACGAGGCAAAGGCGAUAGAGAGGCUUCAUGGCAAAAGCACACGAGUCAUCCAGGUGGAUUUCACCGGAGGCUUGGAGAUCUACAAGGCCAUUGCGGCAGGACUGAAGGACCUGGAGAUCGGAGUACUGAUAAACAGUGUGGGCAAGCAAUACGCACCUGGCUUGAGGAAACUGAUCGACUGUGAGGACUUCGCCAAAUGACUAGGAUCGUCCUGCCCCAAAUGGUCACCAGGUAAGGCGCAGUCUCUUUGUCUUUCACUCGGGAUCUUCCCUCAUCCAACCUCCGGGCUUUUUCCAUUCCCCAGCUGUCCCACCCACAUUUCCAGUUCUUCCCUGUCUCUCUGAUCUUUCUCAAAUUAGGACAGCGACUAAGGGGUGGAGGAGGGGAAAUCACUGGGACCCUCUGUUCCCUGGCAAUGACUACCUUCCAAAUGAUGCUUCCUCCUCCAGGGGCAAAGGUAUCCUCAUCAACAUAUCUUCAGUAACCGACAGCCACCAAGGUACCCAGACCCACAGAUCAGGCCAGGGCUGGCUGCCAUGCUGGCAUUCCUGCAGUAGCCCUUAAUUCCGGCACUGAAGGUUAUGGUGGGAAAGGCUUGCCUGCAUGUGUGUGAUGUGCCACCUGAGUCUGAGGCUAAUAAUAGUUCAGACAGACAUCUGGGGCACAGUCCAGUGGACAAGCCAGGUUUUUCGUUCGUUUUUUAAGAGAAACAGAGGCUAGGGGUCAAGAGAACCCAUGAGGUGGGAGAAAGGGAAUUCAGAGACUGGCCCGGCUGGAACGGAGAGUGAGUGUAUGGGAACAGAGGGAGGGCUUAGAGCAAGGAAGCUUUCAGGCGUUACGGUGAGAACUUGGGCCGUGAGGGAGGGGCCCCUCCUGGCGGUAGAGUGUUCUAGGAUCAGGGACGGCGCUGGGGCAAGGGCGGGCUGGAGGAGUUUGCACGGGGAAAGCUCUUGGCCCUGGGACGCUCCCUCCCUCUCCUUCUCCGCAGGCUUUUGUGCGAAGUUUCUCCGUGGCAGUGGGCGCAGAGUACCACUCCGAGGGGGUCACUGUGCAGGUGCCUGACUCCGCGGGGACUUAGCUCAAAAGGGACAGCAGUGGCAGCUGAGAAGGGGAGGGCUCUGAGGGGGGAGGAGCUUAGAGACAGCUGAAGGUCUUAGGAGCAGGGGCGGGGUGGGGAUGGGGUCGGGGGGUGCGUCUGAGAGAGGACCGAGACUCAGACUCGGAAGAGCUUCAGUGGAUGUAAAUCAACUAUACUUCAAUAAAAUAGAACGGAAGGAGGGAAGGGAGGAAGGAAGGAAGGAAGGAAGGAAGGACCUUAAAAAAAAAAGAAUAAGAUGAGCUACCUUGGAGCCACGAUCGGAAGCGGUGGGUUCUCGAGGGGGCGUGGCCUCGAAGGCGUGGCCGGGGCGUGUCUGGGGCGUGGUCGGCAAGAGAAGUGGGACUCAGGGAUUCUCGGAGGGGGCCUGGGAGCUUAGGCUUAGGGGGAGGGGAGUUCUUUUUCUUGACCCCCUUCCUGCCUGCAAACAGUAAGCCCCUUUUUGGUUGAAACAAAUCCCUUGAAAAGCGGGCUGCUCGUGGUAAGUCCCGAGGACUUCGCUUGGCAGGCGUUGGACACACUUGGCCUCACCUCCCAAACCCCUGAGUGCCUCCGCCACGCUGUGCAGGUGCUUUCCUGGGGCAAUCCUAGGCAGAGAGCUGGAUGCGACAGUCCCUGGCCCGGGUCCACUAGCCCUCAGAAAGGGGGAGACGUCCAGAGAAGGGGCGGGCCCCCACCCCGGGCUGGGGAGCCAGGAGAGGAGAUGGGGGACUCAAGAAUGGGGGGACGUCUUGAUCCUUGGUACCUCUCCUUCCCAGGGUUUCCUGCUGACCAUCUUCCUGCCCAGUUGGUUUUUUCUCAGUCGCUGGGGAUUAAAGCUUUUAUCUCUGUUGGUGAGCUGGAAUAGGGCACGGUUUCUUCGUCACAGAACUUGACUGAAGGCCUUGAAGAGGCGUGGCCACAUGUCCGUCGUUCCCCACCCCCACCCCCGCCCCCUCCAGAAUCCUAGGCCAGGGCUGUAGUUAGCAAAGACUUCCCACACAUCGAGACAGAUGGACAAGCAGACCAAUGGAACGUAGUUGGACCCCCGAACACCCAGAAAUUUACUAACAACUGCAGCAUCUCAAAUCUCUGGCAGAAAGAUGGAGUUUUUAAUAUGUGGCGCUGAGACUACAUAGACAUUUGGAGAAAAACAAGCAAACAGAUAUAUACAUACAUAGAUACGUACAUAUAUAGACUGUAGCGAUGAUGGCUGCACGACUUUGUGAAAUACUAAAACCCACUAAAUUGUACACAUUAAAAGUUAAUUUUAUGGUAUGUGAAUUAAAUCUUAAUUUAAAAAUCUCAAUAAAAAUAUUUUAAAAAUAGAGACUCCCUGUGUGUGUGUGUGUCUGUGUGUCUGUGUGUCUGUGUGUAUACAUAUAUGUAUAAAAUUGGAUCCAGUCCUCACACCAUGUACCGGCAUAAACUGCAGAUGAAUCAGAAAUCCCUAAAUCCCUGUGUAAAAAUAGAAACACAACAACUAGAAGAAUCCACGAAUGAAUUUCUUUCCAUCUUGGGAGUGGAAGAAUCUUUCUUAUUAAUACUGAAAAUUAAAAGCAGCAAAAAAAGCCAAAACCAAAACCAAACAAAAAAACACUAACAAACAUUGAACUGUAGUUAAUGAUAUGCAGGCUGAAUUAUUUAGGAAAAGUGCACUGAUGUCAGCAACUUACUUUGAAAUGCAUUUAAAAGUUAGACAGAGUGAGUAGAAAUAUGGUUAGACAAGUAUGGUAAAAUGUUAGUAGAAUCUAAGCGGUAAACACAUGUACACCUCUUUCAACUUUCCUGUAUAUUUGAAGUUUUUCAUAAUAAAAUGCUGGGAGAGGGACUUCCCUGGUGGUCCAGCGGUAAAGAAUCCGCCUUCCGAUACAGGGGACGCCGGUUCGA
Molecule: messenger RNA, 3288 nt
Organism: Aethalodelphis obliquidens (Pacific white-sided dolphin)
Lineage: Eukaryota; Metazoa; Chordata; Mammalia; Artiodactyla; Delphinidae
Product: very-long-chain 3-oxoacyl-CoA reductase-like
Exons: 5
Coding region: 170-523 (117 amino acids)
Cellular component (GO): endoplasmic reticulum
Molecular function (GO): oxidoreductase activity
Source: RefSeq, a predicted model, not a curated record